GGGCUGGGGGCGGAGGCUGGUGAAGACACCGCCCGCGCAACAGCAGGAGGGGCGAACGGAAGGAAGGGGAGACGUGGUCCGGGCCGGCUUCUCUUCUUUCUCUCGCGCUCUCUUUUCCUUUGUACCGCCACCAUGGCUGCCGCUCUCCGUCCUGGCGCCUCCUCUCACGCCGCCUGCCUGGCUCUGCUGCUCGGCUGCCUCGUCUUACGCGGGGCUCCCGCGCGAGCUGAGGAGACGACGACGGAGACAGGCGACGAGACGGACCCCCACGCGCGGCACCUCUACAACGCCGAGAUGCUGCACCAUGGCGCCCAGAGCGCACCGCACUUCGUCAUGUUCUUCGCCCCGUGGUGUGGACAUUGCCAGCGUCUGCAACCAACUUGGAACGAUCUUGCAGACAAGUACAACAGCAUGGAAGAUCCACAGGUCUAUAUUGUCAAAGUGGAUUGCACUGUGGAUACACCUUUGUGUUCUGAGUUUGGUGUCAGAGGAUACCCAACCCUAAAACUACUUAGACCGGGCCAAGAAGCUGCAAAAUACCAGGGACCUAGAGACUUCCAGUCACUGGAGAACUGGAUGUUGCAGACACUAAAUGAAGAACCUGUUGAGCAAGAUUCUAAAUUAGAUCCUCCAAAAGCCCCUGAAUCAAAGCAGGGCCUAUAUGAGCUCUCGACAGCUAAUUUCAAAAUGCACGUAGCAGAAGGCUAUCACUUUAUCAAAUUCUUUGCCCCUUGGUGUGGGCACUGCAAGGCAUUAGCACCCACUUGGGAACAGUUGGCUCUGCACCUUGAAAAUUCAGAGACUGUCAAGAUUGGCAAGGUGGAUUGCACACAACAUACUGAAAUCUGCUCAGCAAACCAGGUGCGUGGUUAUCCAACCCUCCUUUGGUUCCAAGGUGGAGAAAAGGCUGACCAAUAUAAGGGGAAAAGAGAUUUGGACUCUUUGAAAGAAUAUGUAGAUUCCCAGCUAAAAGACUCUAAAGAAGUCUCAGGUGAUGCUAAACCUACCGAAGCGCCACUACCACCUAGAGAAAUAACUCCCGAGGAAGAGGGCAAGGUCCUUUCCCUCUCUGAAAAAGACUUUGAUAAAGAAGUUGCUAAAGGGAUCACCUUCAUUAAGUUCUAUGCUCCAUGGUGUGGUCAUUGUAAAAACCUGGCUUCCACUUGGGAGAACCUCUCGAAAAAGAAUUUUCCAGGACCAAUGGAUGUCAAGAUAGCAGAAGUAGACUGUACCACAGAGCGCAAUGUCUGCAAUAGAUUUUCCGUGCGUGGCUACCCAACAUUGAUGCUUUUCCGUGGUGGGGAGAAAGUGAGUGAACACACAGGAGCCAGAGAUCUUGACACACUGCAUAACUUCGUCGUGGGGCAAUCAAAGGAUGAACUGUAACAACAUACCUGUUUGGAUAAUGCUCCUCUAGCUGUGUCUGUCCACUAAACAUGGGAGUUGAAUCAAGGUGUAUUGUGGCUGGAUUUCCAAUAGCGGUCAUUUGGGAAACUGAAUGUAGUAAAACAUGGUAUCUUCUAUGUAUGUGUUUGUGUUCCCUACAGCCCCACUGUGCUGAGCUUAAGGGAAGCUUACAACAAACAGUCACUGUUAAAAUUGGGAAUAUUUUUCAGUAUUGGUUGCAUUAAUUAACUCCCACUUGUCAUACAAUGAAAACGUAAAUGGCCUUUUGGGGAUUAAAAUAAGGAAAUGUUAAAAUUAAGGGACAUGGUAGAUUAUUCUCAUGGCGGUUUACACAAGUUAGAAACUUAACACAUGCACACACCUUGCAAAACUGCACAUUACAACUUUAUUUUGUUAUACUGGUGUUAUACCUUUUACAAUGUAUCAUUCAGCUGCUCAUUCAAAAACCAGGUUAAAUGGAACUUCAAAGGAAACACACACACUUAGAAAGAUACCCUUGACCACUAUUGGCAUUUUGUUUUCUCUCAUCAUGAGGGAUGCAAAGUGAAAAGCAAUGAUCCUCUGAUGUAUACCUGAUUUAUUAUUGAGCCAUAGUGUUUGUCAGGUAGUUUUUGACAGCUCAAACACACAAUAGUUCAGUCAUUUGCACAGAGUUGUGAUUUUCUUCAUGCAGAUCCAGUGAGUUAGCAGCCAACCCCUUAAAAAAACACUGACUUUAAAAAAUCUUUUAGUCCCCUGGUUGGAACAGUACCCAGAGACAGAUUAUUUUGAGUUACAUUGGCAUCUUUCUAAGUAAUACAAAGAAAGGAACCAAAUUUGCCUGCAAAAUAUUGCCAGGUAGCCUGCUGUUCUGAGCAGAUUGUCCCUCCCCCCUUUCCGGUUUAGUGUUCCAUAUCAAAGAAUCAAAACCAAAGAAUUUAUUGUGCAGGUACUGAUAGGAUAUUUCAGCUACAUCAGCAAAUUAGAUAAAAAUUGUUCUGGUUUAUAUAUAAACAUUUAUUGCAAUUUAUUUGGGGAGUUGUUUCAGGUUUGUACAUAUGCAGACCAACGUUCAUCUGUAGAAAGAUACUAUUGUCAUUUGUCUGUUGCAGAUGGAGAGAUGCCAUUUUCAUUAGCCAUAUCUACAUUCUAUCUUUGUACUGUAGUUUGUCCUUUCUCUUGAAAGCCAGGAAAUGUGCCCAGCACAAAUUGGGGGCCUGGGGUUGGGGGAAUGUGAAAGACAGGAAGUACAGAAAGGGCUAAUAAGAUAUGGCAGAUGUAGCAGAUCAACACACAUGUUUCUGCCUUAAAGGGAGCCUUUAUUCAUCAUGAUGACUUUUAAAAAACUAAAGAAGCACAAUCUCAUGAGCAGGCUGGGCUGCGACUCAUGAUUUCUUGUACAAAAUCAAGUGGUACAAUUGUUUACACACACACAAUUUCUGAAUAAAUCUUUUUUUUAAAAAAAA
This is a messenger RNA of Rhineura floridana, 2852 nucleotides long. It is a transcript of the gene TXNDC5, whose product is annotated as thioredoxin domain containing 5. Gene Ontology annotation, biological process: protein folding. Lineage: Eukaryota; Metazoa; Chordata; Lepidosauria; Squamata; Rhineuridae. Bases 133 to 1386 code for a protein of 417 amino acids. Gene Ontology annotation, molecular function: protein disulfide isomerase activity. The record is from RefSeq and is a predicted model, not a curated record. Gene Ontology annotation, cellular component: endoplasmic reticulum. The transcript has 10 exons.